Molecule: messenger RNA, 267 nt
Organism: Podarcis lilfordi (Lilford's wall lizard)
Lineage: Eukaryota; Metazoa; Chordata; Lepidosauria; Squamata; Lacertidae
Source: the annotation of a GenBank genome assembly
AUGGAGGCUGCAAGUCCGUGCGCGCGCAGGCUGGCCGCGCCUCAACGCCUCCUCCUUGGUGCUCCUAAGCAGCAGCCGGAGCCCGAGUCCCGAGGCGGCGGCGGAGGCUGCAAGGCUGGGCGCACAAAAAAACUAAGCAUCGCUGCGCAAGCCGAGGCGACUGUUGAAGCCGGCCAAUGGAACCUCUUGAGUAGCGCGCUGCUGGACUGGCCCUACACCAAUGGCGCGCAGCCGGGCAGCCGCAUCUGCGCCUGCACCGCUGAAUAA